AUGAGUGGCAAUACCACCACAGAUGUUGAAGGGGAACACAUCAUUGCCGGUGCUCUCUCUGGAGUGCUUGCAAUCAUAGGGUUAAUCAUCAACACAAUCGUGAUUAUGGCGCUCUUACGAACACCAGUAUUUCACAAUGCUUUCGGACUUAUAUCCAUUCUACAUUUAGUAUCAAAUAGCGGAGAACUGUUAAUAUAUCUUGAUGCUUCAAUCACAAAUACUUUCGUCGGUUCAAGAGUUGCACAGAUUUACCUGGUGUUCUGGUAUGGUUCCAUAUAUAGCCAGCUGCAAAUCGCUAUAAACCGCCUUGUUGCAAUAGCUUUUCCCGUCAGAUACAAUGAUUUUUUCACGGGGAGGACCUUAAUUUACUUCAUCGGAUUUUUUUGGAUUAUAUCAGUACUCCAUGCAUUGGCUUUCAGCCCGUAUGAUUGCGCACUGUGGUUUGACAGCUCCAGUUUUAUGUGGCUCUUUCGUCCCACCAUAUGUGGAUAUGUGCUGGUCAUCUAUAUGAUUUCGGGUCAUGCCGCAUGUGUUUGUGGUGUGAUAUUCUUCAUUGACACGAUAACAUUCUGCUGUAUAUGGAAGAAGACAAAAAUGCUACGUCAUACCAAUGGUCAAAAAACUAACCACGAAAAGUUGAGGCUGAAGAAGAAUAUCUUAUUUUUUGCUCAGGGUUGUUCUCAAAGCAUCAUUCUUCUACUUGCAAUUUUAUCGUUUAUUGUUGUUGCAAAAUUCGCUUCCACGAGAAUGCAAAUAUUUGUAACAUGUUGUUUGAACUGGGAGCUUGCUCACAUCAGUUACGGUGUUGUCCCCGUGGCUUUCAACAAACCUUUACGAGAUAUCAUGUUCAAGCCACAUCUCCUUUUCCGAAAGAAGCAAUCAGUUGCAACGAAUAUAACUUUGUCACGUACAUCUCAGGCGCCACCAUGA
Messenger RNA from Cylicostephanus goldi, 930 nucleotides. NCBI's taxonomy places the organism in Eukaryota, Metazoa, Nematoda, Chromadorea, Rhabditida, Strongylidae. The record is from the annotation of a GenBank genome assembly.